CAACCUAUUUAAUUAUAGCGAAGUAGACUAGUCCCGCUCCCCGCCUCUUCCAAUUCAAGCAUCCCCAUAUUCCUCAGUCUGUAAGCCAAAGAAAUCUCCCAAUUUGAUGAAAUACAUAUGCAUCAUCCAACGCCAUUGCUAAUUAUGUUGCUGGGAUUACAAACGCAGGAACGCAACUCUUAAUUAUAAUUAUUUGUCGGUUGGUUGAAAAUGGUCCCGCCCUUUUCUUACACUUCUCUUGGAAAUCACCUAUAUAAUGCCUCCAUUCUUGAAUUGCUGCUUCAAAAAUCACAACGUCAAGCAAACCCCUCGAUUGCAGCAGGAAUCAAAAGAGAAUAUUAUGGAGAAGCCGCAUGCAAGCAACGCCGAUGGAGUGAUUCUUCAAACCGAGGGAUCAAGAGAUACUAUGAAGAUUCCGUCUGCGAGCAAUGCUGAUAAGGAAAUGAAGUCUGAGAAGUUAAAUCAUGAAUUGGGUGCCGAACCUGCUUCCAAUAUCAUAAUUAACCAUGAUUUUUCUGGAGGACUUCAUCUCUGGCACCCCAACUGCUGUGUUGCCUAUGUCACUUCAGGAGAAACUUCUGUUGAUCCUCAAGGAGAAUCGCCUAAACUAAGCGGCCGUUUCGCUGUUGUUGCAAACCGUAAAGAAUGCUGGCAAGGCCUGGAGCAAGACAUCACCAAUAGAGUCUCUGCAGGCUCCACUUACACAAUCUGUGCUUGGGUUGCAGUGUCGAGUCUGCAAGGCGCCACGGAUGUGCUAGCCACUUUGAAACUUGAAAGCCAAGAUUCUGCAGUUAGCUACAAGUUCAUAGCAAAAGCUUCCGCUUCCACGGAGCACUGGGAGAAGCUAGAAGGCACCUUUUCGCUGUCAACUCUGCCCCGUCGUGUUAUACUUUACCUUGAAGGGCCUUCUCCCUGCAUUGACCUGCUUAUAAGAUCAGUAGAGGUCUCCUGCAACAGCUCCAGUCAGUCUGAUAGUCAAGGAACUGAUGGUGAUGGGAACAUCAUACAGAAUUCGACAUUUGAUAACGGCCUCAAUGGUUGGUCUGGGAGAGGUUGCAAGAUUGUGUUGCAUGAUUCCAUGGCAGAUGGCAAGGUUCUUCCGAUGACUGGAAAAUUCUUCGCAUCAACAGCAGAUCGUACAGACUACUGGAAUGGAAUCCAGCAGGAGAUAACGGGGAGAGUUCAACGGAAGCUUGCCUACGAGGUUACUGCUUUGGUUAGAUUAUCUGGCACUAGUGUCACCACUGCAGAUGUCAGGGCUACGCUUUGGGUUCAGGCUGCAGAUCUCCGUGAACAAUACAUAGGAAUCACGCAUGUGCAGGCAACCGAUAAAGAUUGGGUGCAGUUGCAAGGAAAAUUUCUGAUAAAUGUUUCUCCUUCAAGAGUAGUUAUCUUCUUAGAAGGACCACCUCCGGGCACCGACAUUCUCCUCAAUAGCCUGGUUGUGAAGCAUGCUGCCAAAGUCCCACCAGCGUCUCCACCGGUCAUUGAGAAUCCUUCUUUUGGUGUCAACAUAAUUGCCAAUGGCAAUCUGAGUGAUGGCACCAACGGGUGGUUCCCCCUUGGAAGCUGCAACCUUAGCGUUGCAAGAGGCUCACCACGUGUGAUUCCUCCCAUGGCUAGAGAUAGCCUCGGAGCCCACGAGCCUUUAAGUGGCUGCUACAUUCUUGUGACAAAUCGAACUCAGACAUGGAUGGGUCCUGCUCAGAUGAUAACAGAUAAGCUGAAACUCUAUCUGACAUAUCAGGUGUCUGCAUGGGUUCGGGUUGGCAAGCAGGCGACACGACCCCAGAACAUAAAUGUCGCUGUUGGCGUGGAUGGCCAGUGGGUAAAUGGUGGCCAAGUCGAGGCUGAUGGUGAGACGUGGCACGAGAUUGGUGGAUCUUUCCGAAUUGAGAAGCAACCUGCCAAGGUAAUGGUUUAUAUUCAGGGCCCUGAGGGCGGUGUUGAUCUGAUGGUUGCCGGGCUGCAGAUUUUUCCUGUCGACAGACGCCAUAGAUUCAAACAACUCAAACACCACACAGAUAAGAUACGCAAGCGCGAUGUUAUCUUAAAGCUCACAUCGUCUGGCUCGAGCCCGGUGGCGGGCGCCUAUGUGAAAGUCAGACAAACACAGAACAACUUCCCAUUCGGAUCCUGCAUAGGCAGGUUCGACAGCGAGAACGAGGACAUUGUCAAUUUCUUCACAAAGAACUUCAACUGGGGCGUGUUCGAGAACGAGCUGAAGUGGUACUGGACAGAGCCGCAGAAGGGGAACUUCAACUACAAAGACGCGGACACCUUGCUGAGCCUGUGCACGAGCCACAACAUGCAGCUCCGCGGCCACUGCAUCUUCUGGGAGUCCGAGGGGGCCGUGCAGUCGUGGAUACGAGGCCUGAGCCAAAAUGACAUGAUGUCGGCCGUCCAGAGCCGCCUGCAGGACCUCCUAACGCGCUACAAGGGGAAGUUCAAGCACUACGACGUCAACAACGAGAUGCUGCACAACUCCUUCUACCAGGAUCAUCUGGGGAAGGACAUCAGGGCGAACAUGUUCAAAACUGCCAACCAGCUCGACCCCUCCGCCACCCUCUUUGUGAACGACUACAGCAUCGAGGAUGGCUCGGAUGCACGGUCAUCACCGGACAAGUACAUUCAGCACAUUCUCGGCCUGCAGGACCAGGGGGCGCCCGUUGGAGGCAUAGGCAUACAGGGGCACAUAACUAGCCCCAUCGGGGCAGUUGUCUGCUCGGCUCUCGACAAGCUGGGGACUCUCGGCCUCCCCAUCUGGUUCACGGAGGUUGAUGUCUCGUCCAACAACGAGCAUGUGAGAGCAGAUGAUCUGGAGGUUAUGCUACGUGAGGCCUACGCGCACCCUGCAGUCGAGGGCGUGAUGCUGUGGGGGUUCUGGGAGCUGAUGAUGAGCCGGGACAACGCGCACUUGGUGAAUGCGGAAGGGGAUCUCAACGAGGCCGGGAGACGGUACCUUGCGCUCAGGCAAGAGUGGCUGACGCGUGCUCAUGGCUUUGUGAGUGAUGAAGGUGAGUUUGAGUAUAGAGGGUUUCAUGGAGAGUAUGAAGUGGAAGUCGUUCCUGCAGCUCAUUCCAAAGACAAAGUGACCAAGAAGUUUGUGGUUGAGCAAGGUGAGGAGCCACUUGUGAUAUCCAUCAAUAUGUAAAGUCCUCACAUUGACGACUGAUUGAAUUUGUUUGUAAAGUCGUCAAUGAUGUUCUUAAUUUUCCUAUGUGUGAUUGAAAAUUCUAUUGUGUGUGAAACAAAAGGUUUGUAUUGGUGUGUGUA
Salvia miltiorrhiza (redroot sage) is the source of this 3276-nucleotide messenger RNA. Its product is annotated as endo-1,4-beta-xylanase 1-like. Bases 257 to 3154 code for a protein of 965 amino acids. The transcript is spliced from 9 exons. Gene Ontology annotation, biological process: carbohydrate metabolic process. NCBI's taxonomy places the organism in Eukaryota, Viridiplantae, Streptophyta, Magnoliopsida, Lamiales, Lamiaceae. Gene Ontology annotation, molecular function: hydrolase activity, hydrolyzing O-glycosyl compounds. The record is from RefSeq and is a predicted model, not a curated record.